AUGCACUCUCUGUCUCCCUGCCAGGCUUACCUGCGAGCGGUCGAUGUGAAGAUCCUGCAGCAGCUGGUGGUGGUGAACGAGGGCAUCGAGGCGGUGAAGUGGCUGCUGGAGGAGAGGAGCACGCUGCCCAGCCGCUGCAGCAGCCUGACCAGCAGCCAGUACAGCCUGGUGGAGAGCCAGGCAGCCUCACGGCGGGGCAGCUGGGACAGCCUGCAGGACCCCAACGACAGGCUGGACAGCAUCUCCCUUGGUAGCUACCUGGACACUCUGGCUGAUGACAUGGAUGAAUAUUCCCAAAACGCUGCUGAAACCACCGUUGCAUCCAUGCCAGGCAGAGCCCUGGUCAGGGCAGAGCAGGAUUGGGUCAGGAUCGACCCUGAGAGGGGUCUUGCAAAGCAAGAAAGGGGCAGAGCGGAGCACGAGUGGCCCCACGGGGACUUCUCCCCACCCGGGCUGCCCCAGGAUCACCGGAUUGCUAAGGAGCCGCAGGUGGCCAAUGGGUAUUUGGGCCAGCAGCCCUCCUCUUUGGAACCAGGCAGAGACACCAAAUUACCUUUAGGAGCUGGGGAGAGGCUGGGGAAGGGGAACCUGGGUGGGAAGGCUCGGAAAGCUGAGGCUGACUUGGAGAACUGCAAACUCAACAGCAAACUGCACCUGGAGUAUGAUGCCCACUGGCGCUGGCUCCAGUCUCAGGAUGAUGUGACAUUCUUGUAG
Chaetura pelagica (chimney swift) is the source of this 714-nucleotide messenger RNA. RefSeq names its product leucine rich adaptor protein 1 (gene LURAP1). NCBI's taxonomy places the organism in Eukaryota, Metazoa, Chordata, Aves, Apodiformes, Apodidae. The record is from RefSeq and is a predicted model, not a curated record. The transcript has a single exon. Bases 1 to 714 code for a protein of 237 amino acids. Gene Ontology annotation, biological process: positive regulation of cytokine production; positive regulation of canonical NF-kappaB signal transduction.